CUCAAUGUGCCGCAUUAUGUAUGACAUUUAGUGACAGAUGUUGUGAAAUAGCGUAUAUAACCUCGACUGAAGAGUGUAAACUGGAUCAGUCCGGAUGCUGUCACACAGAUUUUGACUAUUUAUCAGGUUCAGACCUAAUACAUAUUGAUCGUAAACAGAUGAUGAAGAAUACAUUAUCUGUAACAAAUGGCGGAGUUUAUGGAGUUUGGGAAUCUGAAGAAUUUUGCACGAAAGGUCAUUAUGCCAUUGGAUUCAGAAUGAAAAUCGAAGGACAGGAUAAAGAUAGGUCAGAACUGAAUGCUAUAGAAAUCAUUUGUGGAAGUAGAGGAAGUUAUCUUUGUGGUGACAGGGCUAGUUCCGGUCAGCAGAAAUGGGGAAAUUGGACAGGGGAGGCACUUUGUCCAGCUAACACAUUUCUCACAGCCUUUUCUCUACAAGUAGAUCCAUACGAUGUUGAUAAAGAUAGCACUGGUGUCAACUACAUAAGAUUCAGAUGCAGAUAUUUCAAUGGUGAAUUUAUUGCCGAAGAUCUUACCUAUCCUCCUGGGAUUGGACCAUUUGGCACUUAUGGUGAAUGGAGCGACACCUGUUCUAUUAACAGUGCCAUAUGUGGUUUACAGACCAAAAUUGAGGCUCCCCAAGGAGAGGAUGACGAUACUGCACUGAAUGAUGCUAAAUUUUUCUGUUGUGAAUAAAAAUACUACAGUCAAUAUAGCAAUUGAACUCAUUUGGUGUUUUGGGGUUAAUAUAACGUUGAAUGUUUAGAAUGUGAAAUGAUUACAUUUAAAAUUAGUUUUCUAUGUUGUGUUUCCUAUACUAUUAUUUGUUUGUUUGUUUUUUUUUAUUUUUAGUCAUGGCGUUGUCAGUUUGUUUACAAUCUGUGAAUUUGAAUGUCCCUCUGGUAUCAUUAGUACCUCUUUUAAAUCAGAAGUGAAUUGUUCACAUGUCAGUAAAUUCCACAAUAUGUAAAAAUCGACCUUAUGCAAAU
Messenger RNA from Mytilus trossulus (common blue mussel), 988 nucleotides. RefSeq names its product vitelline membrane outer layer protein 1 homolog. The transcript is spliced from 4 exons. The coding region runs from base 21 to 695 and encodes 224 amino acids. The record is from RefSeq and is a predicted model, not a curated record. NCBI's taxonomy places the organism in Eukaryota, Metazoa, Mollusca, Bivalvia, Mytilida, Mytilidae.